Messenger RNA from Oryza sativa Japonica Group (Japanese rice), 2032 nucleotides. The record is from RefSeq and is a predicted model, not a curated record. Lineage: Eukaryota; Viridiplantae; Streptophyta; Magnoliopsida; Poales; Poaceae.
GUAAACAGAGCCCCUUUCGCGAGAGCUCCUCUGAAAUAUCGUCCGUCCAGACCUAGAAACCAUCUGUCCCUCAAUCCCGCGACGCCGCCGCCGUUCUGCUCCGGUGCUAGGGCUUGGGAGCUGAGCUCCACCCUGCCCCCUCCAUUCUCCAGCUCGCCUCAGCCAUCCCUUCCUUCCGUCUUUAAAGGCAUCGCUGCCGGGCGGCUGUUAGCUGAAUCGAUCGCAAGGAAAGACAAAGGAGGAGAGUUCAGUCGACUUGGGAUCGAGUAGAAUCGCCGGCUUCUGCUGCUAUUGCGGUACUCUUCCUUCCUUGAAUGUCGUUUACUUCUCCAGCUGACCAUUAUAUCCAAUCCCAAUCCAAUCGACGAUGGGCCUCUCUCGUCGGUUUCUGAACCUGAUCGUGGACAACCGCAUCCCUGGAGCCAAAUCGCUGCGCUGCAUCGACCUCACCCUCGCGCGCUACAAGUUGUUCAACACUACAACACCUGCUGCACUGAUACUGAAUGGGAAAAUAUCUGAAUCAGAACGCCCACAAGACUCCACCCCAUGGGCGGGUGCCGACAAUAACGAGAAGGAAGCGGCAGCAACGUUAAAGAUAGGAACGAUUCAGCUUCCUACACCAAUCAUGAACUUUCGAUCUUCAGCUGAGUACUUGAGUUGGUAUAUCAACUGUAUUCCGCUUGCAGGUCGCAAGGUGCUCUGCACAGACCAAUCUGGCCGCGCCUGCCUCUUCGAUGCCGAUACGUGCAAAGUGGAUACCUUGCCCUCUCUCCACAAGCCCAAGUGUUUGCCCUACUCCAUCUUCAUCCCCAGUGCCGAUGACAAGGACGACCACGACGACAAUAGUAAUGGAGGUGGCAGCGUCUACAUCAUGGAUACUUGUCUUAAUCACAUACCAAGAGACAACAUACAGCUGAGCAGUCAGUUUGAGGCUUUUGUCUACCGUAGGUCCACCUUGACCUCCUUCACCAAGUCCUGGCAGUGCCAGCGCCUCCCGCCACCGCCAUUCGUCUGUGACCCCAAGUACAAGCAUGCCAGCCCCCACAAGAUCACUUCAUACGCAGUGGUCGACGGCGGCUCCCACAUCUGCAUAUCGGUGGAUGGUGCUGGCACCUACUGCUUGGACACGGUGAAACACACUUGGAUCCAAAUUGGGGAGUGGACACUACCCUUCAUCGGCAAGGUUGAGUAUGUACCGGAGCUGAAGCUGUGGUUUGGCAUUUGUGCCAAUGACUGGAAGCAAUUUGGUGCCGCUGACCUCUCCACCAUUCUCUCCACCAUGGACUCUCAGCCACAGCUAGUAGGAUCUUGGAAGGAGCUGGAGGCACCCCAAGAGUGGACAGAGAUGCAGCAUCCUCAUCUUGUCAACCUGGGGUCUGGCAGAUUCUGUGUCGCAAGGUUCUACCACAGUUGGACACCCACGGCGGGCUUAUUUGGUUCUGAUUUAGGUGAGCUUUUUUUUACUGUGUUGACCGGUACAGAUGUGGUGCAAUGUGUUGUCCAUGACGGCAAUGGGACUGGCAAUGCCUCUUGCAAUGACAGUUGCAAUAACCCUUAUGGCAGCAACGGGAAAGUGGAACUCCGAAUGAUCAAGCACAACUCAAAAUGCCACAUGUCUUAUGGCACCGAUGGUAACAUUAAGGUAUUGUUCUGAAUAAUAACUUACUUUGGUGUAUUAUCUUACCCAUCAUUAUCGUCUGAAUAAUUUUGGCACUUUGGUAUGUAAGAGACAAAUUGUUCUUUGAGUACUGUCAUGAAAUUUAACUCUCCCUGUGUUAUUUGCUUCGCUUAGUAUGAUGAUAUAAAUUUAACUCCCUGUGUUAUGCGCUUUGCAUAGCAUGGUGAUACUGUUUCCCGCAAUGUCACAUUCUGAGUUAUCUUAAUUUAGGUCAUUCUGAGUUAUCUUAGGUCAUCAUUUAUGUGGUGACUCAUGUAUGUUCUCAUAGUUUUGAGGGCUUUGUCAUGAACGUAGAUCUCCCCCUGUAAUCCUUUUUGUACUAUGUAUGUAUGGUAUCAAUCUAUUGCAAUGGUA